This is a messenger RNA of Telopea speciosissima, 476 nucleotides long. RefSeq lists its product as uncharacterized. Gene Ontology annotation, biological process: NADH dehydrogenase complex (plastoquinone) assembly. Bases 32 to 424 code for a protein of 130 amino acids. The transcript has 2 exons. Lineage: Eukaryota; Viridiplantae; Streptophyta; Magnoliopsida; Proteales; Proteaceae. The record is from RefSeq and is a predicted model, not a curated record.
CUACACAUAUCACCUGUUCUCUUUUUCAUUCAUGGCUUUAUCUUUCUCUAGUGCUGGAUUCUCCUCAAAGCUACAAUACAACCCAAACCCACCAUUAAAAUACUUGAAAACAUGGAUUCAAAACCCCCAUAUGGUUUUCAGAUGUGAAUCAUCAGAAUCUGAAUUCCCAGAAAAGCAGUCAGAGUUGCCCAAAAGGAAUUCAAAACUUCAGAUCGGGUCUCCAAUUGUAUUCGUUGAAGCUCCAGAGAUUAUAAAGACUGCAGCUUCAGUGCCAUGUCUCAGGGUCAAUACAGGUUUAGUUAAGGCAGGUGAUGUGGGAAGAAUUGUGGCAAGAAAGCCUAAGGAUGUAUGGGCAGUACGUCUUGCUAUUGGUACCUAUCUCAUAGAUGGAAAGCAUUUCAGGCCCUUAGACCUAGAUGAAUGAUUAAUGGUUCACAUUUAUACAGUUCUUAUGAGGUUCUAAGAGACCUUUUAUG